UUCCCGUAUAAAAGCUCGACAGAACCGUUCUGCAGCAGACCCGUCAAGAUGUUCAGAACUGUGACUUUGGUGCUGGUUCUUAUAAUCGCCGGAGCCCUCGGCUCCGUGGUGAAGAUGCUGCCACCCCUUCCGGACUCUCGUAUCGUCGGAGGAGUCGCAGUCGAUAUUUCGCAACACCCGCAUCAACUGAGCUUUCAAACUACUGGACACAUUUGCGGUGCCUCGAUCAUCAGCAGUAAAUGGGCCGUCACGGCUGCCCAUUGCGUGGGAUCGGCACCCAGCCGUUACAGUCUGAGAGCUGGCAACAACAACAAGGACAAAGGCACUCGUCACUCUGUGAAGAACAUUAUCCGCCAUCCUAACUACAAUUCGAACACCGUUGACUAUGACAUCGCUCUUAUCGAGGUCAACGAACCUUUCGUCUUCGGCUCUACUGUGAAACCUGUACAACUGGCUACUGCGGAACCUGCAAGUGGCAAAGUGGUAACCAUUACAGGCUGGGGAGCACUGAGGGAGGGUGGAUCGACAUCGCCGCUGCUCCAGCAAGUGUCCGUGCCUGUCGUGACCAGGCAGCAGUGUAAAGAUGCAUAUAGUCGCAUGAACGACAUCACCGUCAGAAUGAUCUGCGCUGGUGUCACCCAAGGUGGCAAAGACUCCUGCCAAGGAGACUCCGGUGGUCCUCUGACCUCUAACGGCGUUCUUUACGGUAUCGUCUCUUGGGGCUACGGAUGCGCUAAACCAAAAUACCCAGGUGUUUACACGAACGUGGCUAACCUGCGUUCCUGGAUCAAGGAGAACAGUGGCGUAUAAAUAAUCAUAUGGUAACGGCUGUCGCCAGUAUUGACAUUUUUGGGAUUUCUAAUCUCCCGCUUUUAGUCAAUGCGUUUGUAUUUCUUUUUUCUCCUCUAUAAAAUAUAAAUCUUUCACAUUUUUC
Molecule: messenger RNA, 934 nt
Organism: Megalopta genalis
Lineage: Eukaryota; Metazoa; Arthropoda; Insecta; Hymenoptera; Halictidae
Product: trypsin-1
Biological process (GO): proteolysis
Molecular function (GO): serine-type endopeptidase activity
Source: RefSeq, a predicted model, not a curated record